This is a messenger RNA of Schistocerca piceifrons (Central American locust), 563 nucleotides long. RefSeq names its product keratin, type I cytoskeletal 10-like. The record is from RefSeq and is a predicted model, not a curated record. Bases 135 to 383 code for a protein of 82 amino acids. The transcript is spliced from 2 exons. Lineage: Eukaryota; Metazoa; Arthropoda; Insecta; Orthoptera; Acrididae.
UUCGUCCCCUCCUUUCUUGCAUAUACCUCCCGGCCAACAUCGAGCGCCUGCCUCCUAUAAAAGAGUCGGCAGCUCCGCUCACUGCUACAGUUGGCUUCAGUGCAAGAGGCAAGUGACAGCAGACUACUACCGACAUGAACAAGUACUUGGUGGUGCUGGCCGGCGUGCUGGUGGUGUUGGCCCUGGUCCAGGGUCACCACGAACCGGGCCACGUGGGCGACGACAGCACCGACGGCGGCAGUGAGGGGGGCAGCAGCGGCGGCGCCACCAGCCGCGGGGGCGGCGGCAGCGAUGGCGGCAGCACCGGGGGCGGCCACAGCGGCAUCGGCGGCGACCACACGGGACACCACGGCGGCGGCAGCGGUCACGACCACCACGCCUAGGCUGACGUCUCACUCCGAUCACGGCCCCUGCAACGGCUCCAGAUGAGCACACAGCUCCUACAUUAUCUCUGUCCCCUUUUCCUUUCAAUCCGUAAAACCUUCUUUGAAUUUUGGAUACACUGUAAUAAUGACCGAAAUCAAUUUUUCAGUACUACAAUAAAGCUUCAGUUGUUAGUUUAA